AUGUUCCAUACAUUUGAAGGGUUUGAGAAUCCCACGGCAGCGACGCCUGCCCGUGCAGCGCGCCCUCCCAACCCAGAACGCCGUGACUCGGUCACUCGACGAGUCACUACACUUCGCGCCUGUACGUCAUGUCGACACCGGAAGAUCAAGUGUGAUGGCGAGAAGCCAUGUGAAGCAUGCAGAUGGUAUAAGAAAGCCGAUCAAUGUCACUACUCAGAUCCUCGUCCAUCCCGCAGACAUGUGGAAAAGCUGUCCACAACACUCGAUGAAUAUCGGAGUAUUCUCUCCAAGCUCUUUCCCAACAUUACGCCAGAGUCGCUGGUGAAUCUCUCACGCGAGAAACUGCUAGAACUGGCGACAGGCACUACUUCCGCAGCGUCGCUGACCCAGGUGCCGCCGGCCUCUACAGGGGCUCAUGCGGCUCUUCAUGCGGCCUCACCGGCUACAUCGGGCUCCGGCGAAGCCCAUGUGUCUCCUUUGUCCAACGAUGACGAUAACCUGGAGUCGUUGCAGAGCAUGCCGGAGGAGCUGGACGACAGUCGUCCCGGCUCCACCGAUCUGGUGGAAGUGGUGUCGGACGAUGUGAACGCCCUUUCACUCUCUUCUCGACGGCCGUCCUCCUAUCUGGGAGUCUCCUCCAUCCAAGCAGUGCUCAAAGUCAUUGUCUGGCUGGAUCCCGGGAGCGCGGCCUUUUUCUCCAGAACCCCGCCCACUCAUCCACGCGACCGCGGUAGUGUCGACUUUGAGAUGCCGUCCGAGUGGAAUCAUGGUGAAGGUUCGCUGCAAGGCAAUCAUUUCAUCCCCCCGACCGAAAUGCAGAUGCUCGAUGCCUACUUCCUACAUUUCCAGGCCUUUGCGCCUUUGAUCGACGAGCAAUCCUUCAGGGAGACCUACAUGACCGGCCACCGCAAAGAUGAUCAUUGGCUUGCCUUACUCAACAUUGUCCUCGCGCUCGGCAGCGUGGCUGCAUCGACGCCGGACGACCAUACACACCAAACCUAUUUCCUACGGUGCAAGAGCCAUCUGAGCCUUAGCUCACUGGGCAGCUCCCAUUUGGAGACGAUUCAAGCUUUGGGUCUUAUGGGGGGUUGGUACUGCCACUACAUUAUGCAGCCUAACCUCGCAUACUCACUCAUGGGCGCCGCGUUGCGAAUGGCAGUGGGUCUGGGUCUACACAAGGAGUUCGCCGAGAGUCGUCAAGCGCCGAGCCCUAGCAAGUUGGCCUCGAUGGAUCUCAAACGACGGGUCUGGUGGUCACUAUUCUGCAUGGACACUUGGGGUGGUAUGACCCUGGGCCGACCCAGCAUGGGACGGUUUGGGCCCAACAUCACAGUGCGGCCCCCGAAUUGUCGGGACAAGGACACUGUGCUCGAGAUCCUCCCAUUGGUGGAAAAUAUUCGAUUUGCGAAGAUUGCAACUCAAGUGCAAGAGUCCCUCGCAGCUGCUCCACUUGUGAAGCAUCAAGAGAUGGCCCACGCAGAUACUCAACUGCUUGACUGGUGGGAGAACCUCCCACCUGUGCUCAGGGACCACGAUGCGUGCUCUGAAUCCAUCAGGACCGUUCGAACCGUCAUGAGAUGGCGGUACUACAACCAGCGGAUGCUGCUUUACCGGCCUACUCUCCUCAGUUACGCUAUGCGACGUGUACCCUACAUCGCGCUUCGGGCUGAGGAGCGCACAGCCAUUGAGAAAUGCCGUGAGGUUGCCGAACAAUCCAUUGCAGAUAUUGCCGCCACCGCACAGCUAAAUCAGCUGUGUGGGUGGAACGCCGUCUGGUGGACCUACCAAGCAUCUCUCGUCCCCAUCCUGGGUCUGUUCCUGAAUGACCCCACCGCCGACGACGCCCGCGCCUCCAUCGAAUCAUGUCAGGCGCAAGUUGAGAUGGCGUUGGCCACUCUCGCUCGCAUGCAGACAUUUGGCCACACAGCCAAGCGGUCACUUGACUCGCUUGCCCGCAUCUACGAGGCCAGCAAGCGGGGGCAAGAUCUGUCGGGGUCGAGCAGUUCCGGCUCCCAACCCGCCAAUCUUUACCCCGGUGGCCGUGACUCCGGCAUGAUGUUUUCGCCACCUGAACCUGCCCGAUUGAGCAUGGCCAUGGGCGAGAAUGGAGCCCAAGAUCCCUUGGCCCCGCCAUUUGUGGAUGACUCAGGCCAGUACCUUUGGGAGUACCUGAGCUGGAGCGACCAGAACAUGUGGCCGGGGAUCACCGACAUCGACAAUCGCAGCGAGGCCAUGGCUCUAUUGACCCCUGACCACGAGAAAGGGCCCAAAUUCGGAGCCCAUCCCUACUUCGAGCCUAUUCCUGAUUCAUAUUUUGCAAACCCCCCCGUUUAUUAUGGAUAA
Penicillium diatomitis is the source of this 2343-nucleotide messenger RNA. RefSeq lists its product as uncharacterized. The record is from RefSeq and is a predicted model, not a curated record. Gene Ontology annotation, cellular component: nucleus. Gene Ontology annotation, biological process: DNA-templated transcription; positive regulation of transcription from RNA polymerase II promoter by galactose. The coding region runs from base 1 to 2343 and encodes 780 amino acids. Gene Ontology annotation, molecular function: DNA-binding transcription factor activity, RNA polymerase II-specific; zinc ion binding; RNA polymerase II cis-regulatory region sequence-specific DNA binding. The transcript has 3 exons. Lineage: Eukaryota; Fungi; Ascomycota; Eurotiomycetes; Eurotiales; Aspergillaceae.